Molecule: messenger RNA, 1470 nt
Organism: Cyphellophora europaea CBS 101466
Lineage: Eukaryota; Fungi; Ascomycota; Eurotiomycetes; Chaetothyriales; Cyphellophoraceae
Exons: 2
Coding region: 1-1470 (489 amino acids)
Cellular component (GO): cytoplasm
Molecular function (GO): oxidoreductase activity
Source: RefSeq, a predicted model, not a curated record
AUGCUCAUCAACCCCCAAACCAACCUCCCUCCCAUCCCUCCCGCCGCCGAAACCUUCCCCUCCGCCACAUCCACCACCCCCUUCUGGCGCACCCCACCCCACCCCCUCGACACCCACCGCUCCACGCCCACCCUCCCCCCCAAAACCGACAUCCUCAUCAUCGGCGCCGGCAUGACCGGCAUCUCCCUGGCCUACCACCUCCUCCGGUCCCCCUCCCCCAACACCACCAACACCACCACCACCACCGGCCCAACACCCACCAUCACGAUCCUCGAAGCCCGCCAACUCUCCUCCGGCGCCACCGGCCGCAACGGCGGCCACGCCAAACUCCCCUUCUGGCACCUGCAGCACCUGCACAACCACCACUCGGCCGCCGAGGCCGCCGAGCUAGGCGCCUUCCAGCUCGCGCACCUCGCCGCUUUGAAGGCAGUCGUCGACAAGGAAGCCAUCGCUUGCGAGCUGCUCGUGACGCGCAGCUUCGACGUCUACAUGCGGCGCGACGUCUGGGAACGCCGCGUGGCGGACGUGGCGGCGUUGCGGAACGCCGGAGGCCGGGCGGCGGCGGAGGUGCUGCGGGAGGUGCAGGUGUUGGAUGCGAAGGAGUGGGGCGAGGAGGCAUUGGCGCGGAUUACGGGCGUGGAGGGGCCGGUGGCGGGCGCGUUGGCGGUGCCGGCGGUGAGUCUUUGGCCGUAUCGCUUUGUGUGUGGGCUGGCGGAGAGGAUCUUGGGGGAGGUGAAUCUGCAGACGGGGACGAAGGUGGUGGGGGUGAGUGAGGGGGUGGAUGGGGACGGGUAUUACAGUGUCAAGACGACGGAGAGGGGGGAGGUCAGGGCUAGGAAGGUCGUGUUCGCCACUAAUGCGUAUACGGCGGGCGUGGUGCCGGCGUAUGAGGGGGUGAUUGUUGGCUUGAAGGGGACGGCGUGUAAGGUUAAUAAGAAGGGUGGUGCGCCCAGGGGACAGGUCAGGACGUGUACCUACAACAUCUUCAAGGAGGAUGGCCAGGUCGAUUACCUGAUCCAUCGGGCGGAUGGCGGCGCUGUCGUCGGCGGCGCAAGGGAGGCAUACCCCGCGGAUCUGACCGAGUUCGUCGGCACCAUGGACGAUGCCACCCUCCUGUCGCCGGACAAGGCCAGGGAGUACUUCGAGCGCCGCAUGGAGACCGCCUGGGCCGACUGGAAGGAAUGUGGUGUGGAGAUCGACAAGAUCUGGACGGGCAUCAUGGGUGGCACCCCCGAUGGCUACCCGCACAUAGGCGCCGUUCCAGGCAAGGAGAACCAGUACAUCUGCGCCGGCUUCAACGGCGCCGGCAUGCCGCAUAUCUUCCUGUCGGCGGAGGGCCUGGCGAGGAUGAUUCGCGACGGAGCCGCGUUUGAGGACGUCGGCAUCCCAAGCAUCUUCAAGGCUAGCGAGGAGAGGAUGAGGGAGGGGUGGCCGGCGGAUAAGUUCACCAAGCCCAAGGGGCUGCGGUGA